ACCAGUAUAUGCCUAGCCUUGCACUAGAUGCUGGGCAUGUGGAAAUGAAGACAGAGUCCUGCCUCUGGGUCUCUAGGGAGACACACUGUAGAGUUGGUAUUGACAAAGAAACCAGGACACAAAUUGGACAGAAGCACAAAGAAAAGAGAAAGCAAGGACCAUUUAGAGGACAGAUGGUGAUUCAGUAUUGUUGAGGUGUGAACUAUAAGGGAGCAGGGGCUAGACUAGAGGAGGGUUAAUACCUUGGAUUUGAUUUCGUUUGUGGGAGCCACAGAAGAAUUUUCAACAAGAGGCUGUGACACACUCAGAAGUGAGUGUUAGAUUGCUCUGGAGACAGUGGUUGGAGGGAACAUUACUAAAGCAGAGCAGACUAGUGUCCCUGAGACAUGAUGUCAGCCUAAGGUACAUGUGAAGAUUUCUUGGCUGUGUAGAGUGGAAACCAUUGAUUGUCGUGCCCUCAUUUCUGCCUGUUCUGUGUUGGCAAGAGAGAGUGCCCAAAUGAGCAAGAUAUCGCAGCAGAACAGUACUCCAGGAGUGAAUGGAAUAAGUGUUAUUCAUACUCCGGCUCAUGCCAGCGGCUUACAGCAGGUUCCUCAGCUGGUGCCCGCUGGCCCUGGGGGAGGAGGUAAGGCUGUGCCUCCAAGCAAGCAAAGUAAAAAGAGUUCACCCAUGGAUCGAAACAGUGAUGAGUAUCGUCAACGCAGAGAGAGGAACAACAUGGCUGUGAAAAAGAGCAGGUUGAAAAGCAAGCAGAAAGCACAGGAUACCCUGCAGAGAGUGAAUCAGCUCAAAGAAGAGAAUGAACGGUUGGAAGCAAAAAUUAAAUUGCUGACUAAGGAAUUAAGUGUACUGAAAGAUUUGUUUCUUGAGCAUGCGCACAACCUUGCAGACAACGUGCAACCUAGUAGCACUGAAAAUAUGACAAGUUCUGAUAAUGCAGGACAGUAGACUGCACCUCUUCCCAACUUCACAACUUGUGGCUUGAACAUGAAAGGUGUCGACAACCUGCACCACUCAUAUCAAUGGCUGAACAUUGUCUUGUUCCAUUACCCAAAAGAUCCAUUGGAGGUUGUUUUCUAGGAUCAGCACUGAAGAGUUAAUUAGCUAAAAUUGUUAGCCAUGUAGUUAAAAUUUCUGGUUUUAAAUGAUAUUGGGAUAAAGAAACACAUUUUUAAGGUAUAUGGUAAAAAAAAAAAUCCCAGACCUGGAUGUUCUUAAUAAAUCCUGACUUCCCAAGAAAUGCUUUUUUUUAAAGGUUGAAAAAAGGAAUGAGGAAUUGGCAGGUCAUUCAGAAGGUUCUGGAUUUUAAUGGAAAUGGUUAAUUGGAUUAAGAAAAAAAUUGAAUGCUGUUUGUGAUAAUCUAUUUAUGCUUUCAUUCUAAAUUAUGUAUUAAAAAUCCUUAGGGCUGUAGAAACCAACCACUUUGUAAUUUGGAAUGGUGUUAUGCAUAAACCCUGGUUUAGCAUAGGUAGUACUGUUUCCCCAACAAGUACAAGUUUUUGAGUAGCAGUGUCAGGUUAAGUAAAGAAACCCCAUUGCAUUUUAAAGGCAGUAUGUAGCCAUUUGGUUUAAAAAUAUAACACUUAGGGAGCAAAUAGGUUUUUAAGAAAUAAAAGUAAAGAAUAUUAGAAUUAUGCUUUUGGGAUACCCUUUGGGUUAUUGGAUUGGCAUUUUUUAGUAUUUUUAUAAACACCACCAAACAACAGUAGUUUAGAGAAACCUAUGUACUAAAAUUUUAGUUUUGGCAGAUGCUAGUAAAGGAAGCAUUUUUAAAAAAAUACCAUUUUGACAGCCAAAUUAGUAUAGAUAAAGUCCUAGUAGUUUGAUCACAGAAGCUACUGAUUAGUAUUUGGAAAUAACAAUUCAGCAGGUAUCUUCACCUGUUUUGAAAUAUCUGCCAUGUGGCCUUGAGUUUUAAAGGCAAAAACUUCUUGGAAGGAUUAUUUGAACUUAACCAAGUGAUUAUUAGAAAAAUGCAUCAUCAACUCCCAAAACUAUAGUCUAAGAAAACUUGAAAGUAUAAGGUUUAACCUUUAAUUUAUUUCACUUAAAUGCAUCUUUUUAUAUUUUUGUGAUAUUUCUUUUUCUAGUUAGUGAACUGUUCUUCCACACUUUUUGUACCACUGCUUCUGUUUAGUUAUUUGUAUACUUUUAUAUCCCAUAAAUUAUUUUAGAAAGAAAAUACUGAUAAAACUCAGGAUAUUGACAUUUUUAUUGAGACUAAAAAAUGGCAGUUACUCAAGUCGGGAAUCUCUAGUCUGGUUUGUAUUAAUGUUGGUAGUUUUUUAUUGUCCUUGUCGACUUUUUUUUUUAAUCAGCACAAUUCUAGCUAAACUAUUUUGGCUCUUUUGAGUUAUUUUUUCUCUGUGUGUGUGUGUGUGUGUUUGUGUUUGAGUGUGUGUACACGUACCUGGGCUCGUGACAAGAGACUGAGUCCUGUCUGAUUACAAAGUUAGUGUUACCAGGUAUCUCAUUUGAACUUGGUUAUUUUUGACCACAUUGCUGUUUCAUACUAGGACCUGGGACAAUGUAACCAGCAUGUAACUCAAGUUGUCCCCUUGGAUUGAUGGAUAAGUGCUGUCUGUGCUCUUCUCCUGGGCAGAAGACAUCACAGUGCUCUGAAACUCAGCAAUUAAUAAGGCCAUGAGUCCUUUUGCAAGUGACAGGAGCCUACUGUUGUUCCAUGAGAGCCACUGUCCCAAGAGGGUUUACUCCCUAUAGAGCCAGGAGACAGAAUAGGGGCUUCCAUUAGGGUCCAACACCAGUUUACUUUGGGUUGGAGUAGUGACCUACUGGUAAUGGGUGUUUUGAAUAAUGAACUAGGACAGAGGUCACCAACCAGUGAUCUGUGGACCACUGGUUGUCUGUGAGGUCGGAAAGGUUGGUGACCGCUGAUCUAGGAGAUACCCACAGAUCCUACUGAAUCUUUAAUAGCUGAUCAAUGUUAUAUAAUUAACCUAAUUGGAGAUGCAGUUAGGUCACUUGAAUCCUUAAGCACCUAUAAUAGGUGUUACAGACAUUUUAAUCUCUUAUUUACUAAAAAAUAUCUUUCAGAAAUUGAUGUCACCAUGGAAUUAAUGGUUACCAGUUAUAUGAAUUGACUUAACUCUCUUAGAAAGAAGCUUUAGGAAAAUCAUUAGGAGUGUGUACUCAAUAUUUCAAAUCAGAACCAAAAAUUGGAAAUUUGGAAGAAUGGGUUCAAGCUUUCUUGUUACCUAUGCAAAAUUAAAACUUGAGCACAAGCAGUCCUUUGUGCAUAGGACAAAAAUGUUAACCAUUGUCAACUAUGUUACUGAAGUGUUUGGGAAUGAAAGUUUUUAGUUUGAUAGGUUUAUCAGUAUAAAACUGAGGUUAAUCAAGUAUAGGGAAUGGUAAGUUUAGAGCUUUGGGAACUAUAAAGUGACUUUUGUAAUGUUUGUUUUGUAGGUUACAUGUGAACCAUUAGGAUUUGAUCUGCCUUUGCUGGCAGGUCCUGUCAUUUAGGAAUUAGGCUUCAGUAUAUAAAUUUCUAGCUGUACCCUGAGUCCCCCAGAAUGGGUGCUUUCUGAUUGGUCUUGGCUGCAGGUGGUGAGAUCAAGAGCAGCUCUUUCUGGUGUCUGGCCCCUUUCAGUUUUUUGGGGUGUGAGCUAAGAUACUUUGGACAUUCUUACUAAGAAGUGGUAAGAUUUUAAUAAAAUAUGACCGGAAAAUGGUCACAUGACCAGUCAUGAAUGUGAAAGUCUCAUAUUUACAUUAAAAAGUAGAAGUAUGUACAAUAUAAUAUUUGAUGAUAAAGGAAAUCGUAGUUUUUGGUAUUUCUUAAUCCCCAGUAGAGGGUUUGAAGCUAUGAACCUGAACAACCCAAUUAGCACUCAAGUGCUUUUUGAUGCCUUAGAAAUAGGGGAAAAAAAUUUUGUUUGACAAAAGCUAGAAAGGAGAAAGUCCAUUCUACAGCUGUUAGACCUGCCUCUCAGGAAAAAGUACUUAACUUGUUCUUUUUGUUCCUGGCUUUCCUCAGUUUGUGAGAAUACUCUAUUUUUUUAAAUAUAAUUUUAUUUCUUUCAAUGAAUUUGAAAUAAAAAAACUUUGGAAUAAUGA
Myotis davidii is the source of this 4077-nucleotide messenger RNA. RefSeq names its product CCAAT/enhancer binding protein gamma (gene CEBPG). The record is from RefSeq and is a predicted model, not a curated record. Bases 499 to 948 code for a protein of 149 amino acids. Lineage: Eukaryota; Metazoa; Chordata; Mammalia; Chiroptera; Vespertilionidae. The transcript has 2 exons. Gene Ontology annotation, molecular function: DNA-binding transcription factor activity, RNA polymerase II-specific; RNA polymerase II cis-regulatory region sequence-specific DNA binding. Gene Ontology annotation, biological process: regulation of transcription by RNA polymerase II; DNA-templated transcription.